UUUUCAACCUCUCGAAUGGCUCACCCCAAUCUGAAACAACCGACGAACCAAUCCCCCUUCACCGGUCCCACUCACGCCCGAUCACUGUCCCAGCCCGUUUCCUUUGCCAACAACUGCCUUCCUCCGCUGAGCCCUUUGCCGCCAACCGAGUCCUCCAUCGUCUCCUCCAACAACUCCAACCCUAGAGAUUUGUUCAUGGACGACAUGGACGUCAGCUCACGGGACUCGCCAGCUGUCGCUCCCAAUUUCCCCUUCCAGACACCCAACGUCCUUCCCCCUCGCCGGGGGCACCGCCGAUCGAGCAGCGACAGCAUCCCUUUGGAACUUUCCAGAAAUAGCCAGCCGGUCGAGCUGAGGAUGAAGGAAACUGGCUGCCACGUGAAGUCGGAAGGUGAGGUUGUGGAUGAGCUGGUCAACUCGCUGAUGAGUUUGGACCACCUGUCUAGCCCGAGCCCAGGAGAUAAUAUGAGCGGGGUUAUGAUUGGAAGUAUGAAUCAGGUCCUGCCGCUGGCCAGGCAUUGCCGGAGCCUCUCGAUGGACAGUGGUGUGGGGAAGUUCGGUUUGGGGGACGAUUCGGGGAUUUUCCCAGCGCUCGAUUGUGGUCGGGAGGCGAGUCAGCUCUCACCUGGGUUGGAGUUUGGGCGUGGGGAGUUUAGUGAGGCCGAUCUGAAGAAGAUAAUGACGGACGAGAGGCUGGCGGAGAUUGCUGUCUCGGAUCCUAAACGGGCGAAGAGGAUCUUGGCAAAUAGGCAGUCAGCUGCUAGGUCCAAGGAGCGGAAGGUGAGGUACAUAUCGGAGUUGGAACACAAGGUGCAGACUUUGCAAACAGAGGCUACUACACUAUCUGCUCAAGUUACUAUUCUACAGAAAGAAUAUGCUGAGUUAACCAGUCAGAAUAAUGAGUUGAAAUUCCGUGUUCAAGCUAUGGAACAACAAGCACAUAUCAGGGAUGCUUUGCAUGAGUCGUUGACUGCGGAAGUUCAACACUUAAAGCUCAGAGAAGAACGAAGAACAUCAAAUGGAAUGGGGCAUCAAAUGAAUAUGAAACAUCACGUUUUUCAAAUUGCGCCCAAUCAAAUACAGCAAAUAGCUCGUCUUUUCGUCUUCCUCUCGAAAUCCGAGCUCCCGCCGGUUAAUCGUCUCGCAACCCUUUUCCUCUGCGCAUACAGGCUGCUGGCUACCGCGGUUGAGUUGAGUUGGAGGGAGAUGGAGGAAGAGAAGAAGGUGGAGGAGGUCCAGGGUGGGGAGUUACUAUUCUGCGGCACGACGGCGUGGGAUGCAAUGGGCCGCCGGAGGACGGCGCCGGAGGAAAACCUGGUUUCUCCGACGAGGAUACGCCCUCUCAUGGGAAUUGACAUUCGCUUUGUCGCCUCUGGUUGCGUGUCUUGUCACUGUGUGGCACUGGAUGUUGAUGGGCGUUGUUACACAUGGGGGCGCAAUGAGGCACGUUGGAUACUUGUAGUCAAAAUUUCAGUACUUGUUGAUUGUAAGGGGCAGCUUGGUCAUGGGGACAGAGCUCAGCGGGAUAGGCCGACAAUUGUUUCAGAAUUGUCUCAGUAUAAAGUUGUUAGAGCAGGGGCUGGCAGGAGUCAUUCUGUGGUAGUGACUGAAGAUGGGUUCUCUUUUGCUUUUGGAUGGAAUAAGCAUGGGCAACUCGGGUCAGGUUCUGCAAAAAAUGAAGUUGAAUCAUCUCCAGUUAGUUGUCAAGUCUCUGAUGUAAAAUCGGCUGUUUGUGGGGGUGAUUUUACUGUGUGGUUGACUUCUGUUGAAGGAUCUUCUAUACUGACUGCUGGUCUUCCACAGUAUGGUCAGCUUGGGCAUGGGACCGAUAAUGAGUAUAACACCAAGGACAGCUCUGUAAAGCUUGCUUAUGAGGCUCAAUCUCGCCCAAAGGCUAUAGCUUCUCUUGCUGGAGAGACUAUAGUAAAAGUUGCUUGUGGAACUAAUCAUACAGUGGCUGUUGAUAAGAAUGGACAUGUUUACACGUGGGGCUUUGGUGGUUAUGGAAGGCUCGGACACAGAGAACAGAAGGAUGAAUGGGUUCCACGCUUGGUUGAUGUUUUCACUAGGCAUAAUGUCUUGCCCCCUGAUGCAGUUGUUUCAGCGGGUUCUGCCAAUUCUGCAUGUACAGCUGAAUGUAAUCUUAACCUGAUUUUACGCACAGUUUCUUUGAGCGCCUUAGCUGUCUUAGAUGUCGCCUUUGUUGAAUCUACUGGUGCUUUUGCAGGAGGUGGACAGCUUUAUAUGUGGGGCAAGAUAAAGAACAGUGGUGAUGAUUGGAUGUACCCCAAGCCUCUCAUGGAUUUGAGUGGCUGGCAUCUGCGCUGCAUGGAUUCAGGCAAUGCGCACCAUUUUGUCGGUGCCGAUUCUUCAUGUAUAAGCUGGGGCCACGCUCAAUCUGGGGAAUUGGGAUAUGGACCUAAUGGACAGAAAUCAUCUGCAAUUCCAAAGAAAGUUGACAUCCUUGAGGGCAUGCAUGUUAUCAGUGUUGCCUGUGGACUUGCCCUUUCCUUGGUGGUGGUUGAUAGAACAAAGAAUGCUAAGCAACUUGAAGAGCUUGAGGUGUAUGAUGGCAAAGCUGCUGCUGAAGUUACCCAAGCACUCGAUGAGAAACCUGCUGCUGCUGCAAAAAGGACUCCCACCAAAAAGCCUCAAAAUGCCAACAAGAGGAAGAAAGGAGGAGAGAGUAGUUCGGAGGAUGAGGCAAACAGCGAAUACGAAAGUGAAGAAAGUGAUGAGAUGCUUAACGGUUAUGGAAAGGGCGGGAAAUCAACUGGUAAAGGGAGGGCCCAAAGUACUGGGAAAAAGGGCAGUGGUCGUGGGAGGGGCAGGCCACCGUCAGGGACGAAAAGCACGGAAGCUUCUGGAGGAAAAGGAACGGGCAAGAGGGGAAGACCUAAAAAGUCGUGAACUUGGUUCAUGUUAUUAUUAUUUACUUUAUUUCCCAUGUUUAUUUUCUUUUUAGUUGAUGAAAUUCGUAAAAUGACUUUGCAUUCUUCAGUGUUUUUUUUUUCUCUGAUUUUCUUGGGUGCGUAAAUUGACGUCCGGAUUUUAGUUUCAGUAGACUUUUACGUGGGAGGAGAGGUCUUGUACUUUGGAAUAUGAGUGGCCAUUAAUGUAUCCGACUAUUUUGCUUAGCGAGAAUGGUAAAAAAAGGGAAAAAAAAUGAGAAAGACACAGAAAAUUUUAGAGCAU
Striga asiatica is the source of this 3195-nucleotide messenger RNA. Lineage: Eukaryota; Viridiplantae; Streptophyta; Magnoliopsida; Lamiales; Orobanchaceae. The record is from the annotation of a GenBank genome assembly.